Messenger RNA from Triplophysa rosa, 1642 nucleotides. RefSeq names its product protein disulfide isomerase family A, member 8 (gene pdia8). NCBI's taxonomy places the organism in Eukaryota, Metazoa, Chordata, Actinopteri, Cypriniformes, Nemacheilidae. Gene Ontology annotation, cellular component: cell surface; endoplasmic reticulum. The record is from RefSeq and is a predicted model, not a curated record. The transcript is spliced from 13 exons. Bases 10 to 1482 code for a protein of 490 amino acids. Gene Ontology annotation, molecular function: protein disulfide isomerase activity. Gene Ontology annotation, biological process: response to endoplasmic reticulum stress; protein folding.
AGCCUUUCGAUGGGUCAUCUUGUUUUCUGUGUAUUCGUUGUUUGUAUGUUGAGGUCGUCGGCUUGUGGGCGCAGUGAUGUGCUCGAGCUCAAAGACUCGGACUUCGAUUACCUCGCUCCCGAGCACGAGACCCUGCUGGUGAAGUUUUAUGCACCUUGGUGUGGCCAUUGUAAGAAACUUGCCCCAGAGUUUGAAAGUGCUGCUAAUCGACUGAAGGGAACAGUAACACUAGCUAAGGUGGACUGUACUGCUAAUACAGAGACCUGUAAGAAAUAUGGGGUCACUGGAUACCCAACACUCAAAAUAUUCCGGAACGGACAGGAAUCGUCAUCGUAUGAUGGGCCACGUUCAGCUGAUGGAAUUGUGAGCCAUAUGAAGAAACAUGCAGGACCUGACUCUCUGCCUCUACACAGUGAAUAUGAUCUGGAAAACUUUAUCAGCAACUUCGAUGCCAGCAUAGUUGGGUUUUUCUCAGGGAGUGACAGCUCUCAACUGGCUGAGUUUCUCAAAGGAGCCAAUUUAAUGAGAGGCAGCUUCCGCUUCGCUCACACCAUAGACCUCCAACUGGGGCACAAAUAUGACGUCAAAUACGAGUCUGUGCUUCUGUUCAGACCCCCCAGACUGAACAGCACGUUUGAGGACACUGUAGUGCACCAAACAGGACCCAUGUCCAUCACGGGCCUGCGACGCUUCAUCAGAGAUAACAUAUUUGGAAUCUGUCCCCACCUGACCAAAGAAAAUAAGGAUUCUUUGAGGAAGAGGGAUUUGUUGACUGCAUACUACGACCUGGAUUACCUUCGCAAUCCAAAAGGCUCCAACUACUGGAGAAACAGAGUGUUGAAGAUUGCGUCCAAGUUCAGUUCCUGGGGUCUGUUGUUCUCAGUUGCCAAUCGUCAUGACUUUAUUGAAGAGCUUGGAGAUGAAUUCGGUCUGGGCACGUCGGAUGGAACUGAACUGCCAUUCGUCACCAUCAGAACACGAACGGGACAGAAAUACACCAUGAGGGAGGAGUUUACACGAGAUGGGAAGUCUUUAGAGAGUUUUCUAGAAGACUACUUUGCUGGGCGACUAAAACAAUACACUAAAUCAGAGCCAGUGCCUGCCAAAAACAAUGGACCGGUCAAGGUGGUUGUGGCAGAUACAUUUGAAGAGAUUGUGAAUGAUCCAGAGAAAGACUUGCUUAUUGAGUUUUAUGCUCCAUGGUGUGGCCACUGCAAAAAACUGGAGCCCAAAUAUGAAGAGCUUGGACAACAGCUGUACAGUGAUCCCAAUAUUGUAAUCGCCAAGAUGGACGCGACAGCCAAUGAUGUCCCGCAGGGCUAUGAUGUGCAAGGUUUUCCAACAAUAUAUUUCGCCCCUGCUGGACGGAAGAAUGAGCCAAAACGAUAUGAGGGAGCUCGUGAAGUAAAAGAUUUCAUCAAAUUUCUGAAACGUGAAGCAUCCAAGCCCCUGGUGCUCAAUGGUGUAAAGGAGGAAUUAUAAAAGCAUUUGAAAAUGAUUUGUUGCAGGAUGUAGAGGAAAAAUGAAUUCAGUCCGAUUCUGCUGAGCUCCAGUUCAAAAUGCAGUUUUAAAAGUUCAGCGAUACAAAAGUAAAAAGACAAAGUAACAUUACAAAAAAUAUAUUUAUACUGGCCACAUAAAU